CCGACUACUCAGAGGACGUGGAACACUACAAACAGGAACUUUAAAGGAAUGAAAUCUGUUGCCUGUUCCACUAGGAAUAUUGUUUGCAAGGCACAAGGUGUCUUUUGGUAGUGAGCACCCUCUGCGCAUGCGCAGGUCCAUUCGGGAAUUACUGCCCUGCCGCCGACUAAGUUGCAUUCCUUGAAUCCUCGCAGGAAAGACAAUUCUUUAAUCAGAGUUAGUAAUGUGGACAGUACAAAAUCGAGAGAGUUUGGGGCUUCUCUCUUUCCCUGUGAUGAUUGCCAUGGUCUGUUGUGCACACAGCGCCAAUGAGCCCAGCAACAUGUCAUACGUGAAAGAGACAGUGGACAGAUUGCUCAAAGGAUAUGACAUUCGCUUGCGGCCGGACUUUGGAGGGCCCCCUGUGGACGUAGGGAUGCGGAUCGAUGUCGCCAGCAUAGACAUGGUCUCCGAAGUGAACAUGGAUUAUACACUCACCAUGUAUUUCCAGCAGUCUUGGAAAGACAAAAGGCUUUCUUAUUCUGGAAUCCCGCUAAACCUCACGUUAGACAACAGGGUAGCUGACCAACUCUGGGUGCCAGACACCUACUUUCUGAAUGACAAGAAAUCAUUUGUGCAUGGGGUUACGGUGAAAAAUCGAAUGAUCCGACUGCAUCCUGAUGGAACGGUUCUCUACGGACUCCGGAUCACAACCACAGCUGCAUGUAUGAUGGAUUUACGAAGAUAUCCUCUGGAUGAACAGAACUGCACUCUGGAGAUUGAAAGUUAUGGCUAUACCACUGAUGACAUUGAGUUUUACUGGAACGGAGGAGAGGGAGCUGUAACUGGAGUUAAUAAAAUUGAGCUUCCUCAGUUUUCAAUUGUCGACUACAAGAUGGUGUCCAAGAAAGUGGAGUUCACAACUGGGGCUUAUCCACGACUGUCACUAAGUUUUCGUCUAAAGAGAAACAUUGGUUACUUCAUUUUGCAAACCUACAUGCCUUCCACACUGAUUACAAUUCUGUCCUGGGUGUCUUUUUGGAUCAACUAUGAUGCAUCUGCAGCCAGAGUUGCACUAGGAAUCACCACCGUGCUGACAAUGACAACCAUCAGCACUCACCUCAGGGAGACCUUGCCAAAGAUCCCUUAUGUCAAAGCGAUUGAUAUUUACCUGAUGGGUUGCUUUGUGUUUGUGUUCCUGGCUCUGCUGGAAUAUGCCUUUGUAAAUUACAUCUUCUUUGGAAAAGGCCCUCAGAAAAAGGGAGCUAGCAAACAAGACCAGAGCGCCAAUGAGAAGAACAAACUGGAGAUGAAUAAAGUUCAGGUCGACGCCCACGGCAACAUUCUGCUCAGCACCCUGGAAAUCCGGAACGAGACGAGCGGCUCGGAAGUGCUGACGGGCGUGAGCGAGCCCAAGGCCACCAGCAUGUACUCGUACGACAGCGCCAGCAUCCAGUACCGCAAGCCGCUAAGCAGCCGCGAGGGCUACGGACGCGCGCUGGACCGGCACGGCGCGCACAGCAAGGGGCGCAUCCGCCGGCGCGCCUCGCAGCUCAAAGUCAAAAUCCCCGACUUGACUGAUGUGAAUUCCAUAGACAAGUGGUCCCGAAUGUUCUUCCCCAUCACCUUUUCUCUUUUUAACGUCGUUUAUUGGCUUUACUACGUACACUAAGGUCUGUCCUAAUGGUUCGUAGACUACUCUCCUCUUCUCUUGAUUCUUAACCCCACAGCCCGCCCCCGCCCCUAGCAGCAGCGAUACUGCUGUGUUUUUUGAGGUAAGAGAUUCAGCCAUCCAAUUGGUUUUAGGUGUUGCAUAUCAAUUUUAUUACUGCACCAUGUUUACUUCCAAAAACAAAACACACAAACGCACACACAAACGCGCACGCACACACACCAAAAAAACUUAUUUUUUUUCCAGGCUACUGUGGUCCAGGUUAUCAGCUCUUUCAGAGCUCUAUUAAUUGCCAUGUUUACAGAACACACACACACACACACACACACACACACACACGCACACACACACACACACACACACACAGAAGUUAGAUAGAUAGAUCUUUAGCAGUCCUUCCUACCUGCCCUGGAUUUUAUUGAUUUAUUCUUCAAAUGAGAAUGAAGAGGACUUAGCUCUCUGCGCACACUGCUUCCUGGUAAACUGUAACAAUUUCAUGCUGCCAAAAAACAACACAAUUUCCAGGAUCUCAGAAGAAAAAACAAAGCCAUUGACAAGUUACAGAUUUCCAGGAAGAAGGGGGGCGGCGGAUAAAAGGAGCCUAGACCAGGAAGGAAGACUCCCCUCCACCCUCAAGUCCCCAAAACUCCCUUGUAGAAGGGGUCCCCGCUCCAUGGGACGGGAGGGAGGGAUUGAGAAGGGCUGACGGAGGUUGUGCAAAACAAAUCUGGCAUCUUCACCUUACUAUUCAGCUAGGUAGUCUGGAAAAAAACAAAAAACAAAAAAACUGCUUCUUUCUCAGACUUGCAAGCAGAUUUAAAACUAGCACUAGAAUCCAUCCUGGUGGCCACUGAGAACAUCUUUCUCUUGUUGAGAAUAAGGAGUCCGGGGCAAUGGUGAUUUCUUUAACUAUUCAAAUGAGCAGCCCUGAACUCAUUUCAUUGCCUCUGUGCCCUGAAGCCAUGCCUGCGCUUGUCCCCAGGCCCUGCUCCAAAGAGAGUGAGGGAAGAGAAGGGAGGAGGAGGGCUUCCUUAAUGGGAGGGUGAGCACUUUUUGCUUGAAAAAAAGCUUGCCCUUUCCAUGAGGAAGGCAAGUCUUAUGUGCUGUGAAAAGGGUGCCUGGGCAGUUACCUAAACCGCCAAAUCUUAAAUCAAAUAGUGUAUAUUUCUUAGCCUUCCAGAGAGCAGCGCCGAAUGGUGACAGGCCUUGUUGGACAGACCUCAGCAAGCACCAUAGGGCUCUGCUCUCUGAGCUCGGCAUUCCAAAGUAUGAGAUGAAUGCUUCAGGAAAUGCACACACACCCACUUUGCUGUCAUUCUCCUCUGAGGCCAGAUUUCUAUUUUAAAGAAAAACUUCAAAAUAGGAAAAACACAGAUAACACCAACAAUGACAGAAUCACUGGGCCUUCAAACAUGUAUACCAGCCCCUAAAGCAUAGAAUAUGUCUGCACUCAUGAAUCAUUGUCAUCACUGCUCUGCCUUAUCUCUGUUCACGGGUUACUGUGGUCAUGAGUCACCAAAGGGGCAUCCCUCAGUAGCCCAACACACACUUCUAAACGUGUCCAACCAGCUACAGUUGAGGUUUAUCCCAUUUUAUGUCAUUAAAGUCUCAUUAAUUUUUUUCAGUCUAAGUAGCUAAGAAUUCUGUACGUUCAUUUGCAAGGUUGAGUGAGACCCUAAAAUGACCAACCAGUGAUGGAGGCAAUUUUGGAAUCUGAUCCCUGGAUGUCAAAUAAGGGUUGAGGUAAUAGUAAGGAUGAUUGCAUCAUUUGAUGAUCUGGCUUUCUCCCAAAGGCUGUAAUGAGGGUCCGUGUUUACAAUAGCAUCAGCUGCUAGAAACUAUAGUCUUAAUUGGAAAGAUAAGGCCAUAUUCCUGCUGAUGACCCCAAGGGGACAGAGCUUUGAGAUACUCUUUUUUAGAGGGCAAGAAGAAAAGAGAACCCCAAAAUAAAUGAAUGGUUGGGGCUAUAGACAAUGUACACUAGUAAGAAUAUAGAAACUGUGCUUUUACUCAAUGGUUUCAUAAGAAAUUAGUAGGGUAUGGGGACCAAAUUUGCACUUAGGUUUUCAGUUUGCAUAAUCACAGUUCCCUGGUCAAGACAAUGUCCAGCCUCCCGGGAUGAAGGGAUCCAUUUUGCAACUGACCAGUUCUUGGCAGGGAAAGAUGCUUUGCCAUCAUGAAAUGCCCAAAUAGAAUGAAAUGUGACCAUACCGGUGAUUGUGAGGUUAAUAUUCCCAAUGACCAUCCAGGACCAAUUGUGUAUUUAAACACAGGAAGGGAGACUCUUGGCUGUUGCCUAACAAGAAUGAAUCAUUCUGGUGUCAAAGCUCUUUAACAAGCUUUUAAGGAUGAAAUGCUGAAUGAGAAAGGAAGUAUCUAUAAUCUAUGCUCCUUAACAAAACAAUUUUUCUUUAUUCAUCUGUUUAGAUCGUUCUCCUUGGAAAAGACUGAGGUAAUUUAUAGUUUUAUUAUUUUUUUUUAUCUUGCCUUAAAAGUCUAAGGAGUUUGAUGUUUGUCGUUUGAGGUAAAGCAUCUCUGAGAAAAAGAGAACACUUUGAAUUCUUCUAUCUUAACCUUUGUAAAAUGAAAGAUUAGUAAGUCUGAAUCUACCACCAGGCACAAAAUGGUGUCACUGUUUGUCCUCCUGGCCUGAAGAAGGGUCACAGCCACAGGAUGGUGCAAAUCCUAUUAAGUGGCUUUGAUUUGAGAGGCAAUGGUAGCCUGAAAACUGGAGAAGCUGACAUAUUUCUGGUUCAUGACCUCCGUACCCACUUCCUUCUUCCGGACACCUCCUAGCCAAAUCCCCUCCUCCUCGGCCCCCACCCACACUCCCUCCAGGCUUAAUGGCGCCUGGGAAACGUUCCUUCCUUCUCUGCCUCUCUCCUUUUUCUUGCUCUAAAUGAUGGACAUAAAAGUUGUUAGACAUUCCUAAGUGCCCUCCCCUUGGUCCCCAUUCCUGAAAGAUUCAGAUCAGGACAUUAUGGAGGGGUUACUAUCUAGGUUAUUAUCUAGCUCUUCCUGGGUUCUCUUUUUGCCAUGAAAAUAGCCAUAAUCUCCUGCAUUCCUGAGUGGCAACAGAGGCAGAAGACUGUGUGGACUCACUCUCCUGCGCCACAGUCCUGUCCAGGGCACCCCAUGUCCACAGCUCAUGAACUGUGACAUAAGCUGUGUCAUAGGUGUAACCUGUGUAGACCCAGCGGAAACCCCACCUUUCAUUUGACAAUGAUGACUACACACUCAUUUUUCCCACUUGUGUUCCUUGGCUUAACACAUCAGAGGUGACGUGUGUUACGCUUACCAGCUUUGUGAGGCAGACCCAGGUAAAGACACACUUUGGGCUUAAAUUAUCCAGGAUUAUUGCCUCCAUCCUCUGUAUUGCCAAACAGAAACAGCAGACUGAUUGGUGAUUCUGCUGACUAAAGGAUAUGUGUUCCCACAUCAUAUAUGCCAUCUUUAUUAUGCAUUACAAGCAAUGAAAGAUCCUGAAAAUGCAAAGAGAAAAAUGUGGUGCAGAGAAUAACGUUUGGUUUAUGGAUCCAAGGAUAGGCUUUCCUUAAGCAAACAUUAUGUGCAAUACACAGAAAUGCUGACUAAAUUCCAUCUUUCCAAAAUCAAGGACUCCUUUCUAAAUAUUCAUUUAUGAAAGAACUCAAUUGAAAUUCGCCAAGUGAAACAAACAAACAAAAUAUAUUUAUAAUGCUAGAAGGAAACGACCUCCAAGAUUUCUUACAUGGACAAUUUUGAACAGUAUCUCACCAAAGGGUGAUGUGCCCCACCCCCUUCUUUUUCCUAAACAAAAGGUAAUCCUAUAUCCCAGGAGGGAGGAAAAAGGAAUGUACCAGCAUUUGUUCGUGUUGGUUCAAUCAGUAAUUAUUGGGAUGAGAAAGACAGAAAAAUGAACACGUAUCUCAGUUUCCUGAAAGCAAACAAAGGAGAACUUGCUAAUGGAAUGUAGAAUAUUAUGUAAACUUCCUUGUAAAUUCUGUACAUAGUUCAUUGAAUUGUUCCCUGUUGCGUGGUGGUCCUCGGCUUUGGGUGGAUGUUUGAACAAUCCGAGCAUUGUAAAUAACGUGAGCUUAUAAGGCACUUGCUUUUAUUCACGAAGUGAAGCAACUAGUGAUUUGGGCCCAAACCAGAAUCUUUUUCGCUCUUGCUCUUUCUCUGCCAUUUUGUGUGCGCGGUUGUGUGACUCUGCCAGGUGUCUCGUGCUCCCUGCCUCAUGCCCCCACGGCCACGCAAAGGGACAGUAGCUGCUGAGAAGGCUGCACUCCGGUGGGGCUCAGGAUUGGCGCACCAGCAGAGACGGGACCUGUAGCGAACUGCUCCUGGAACCGUGUUGUGAAAAGUAGACGUGUUUUUAUCAGUCAUUUGUGGCUAUUCAUUCAUAUAUCGAAAUACCAAAUUAUCCAUGCUGUUGAGGGGUCAGGAAUGGAAGAGAUGUUCAAAAUCCACAGGUAAUCCAAAGCUUCCUUUGCACCCAUAGCUCUAGUUUCUAACUUUUUUCCUUCCACAAUGUUUCCCAGAACUUUUAAUAAGAAUAGAAGUGAAUGGAUGGGUUUGAUCAGGGUAAACACAUGGUCAGACGUCCAAAUGAUGAGAAGGAGAAAAGGAAGAGACAGCAAAUGACAUUGAAACAACUGGCUGAUUCAUCCCUCAAAGAUGCAGCGGUAACCAUGUCAAGUGUUUCUAAAAGGUAAAGAGAGAUAUUGGCAAUUAAAGCAAGUAUUUUUCAACUAGGGGCCCGGGGUUGUGUUUGGUAUGUGCUAGUUAAACUUAGAAUCUGGUAAUUAAAUAUUUUCACAUAUAUUUCCCCCAAGUCCUGGUAUUCUUGAAAAAGACUUCAGAAUGGUGGGAUAUUCAGCCAUAAGAUGUGUUUUCAUGCCAACUGGCAGUCCCAGAGAAGGUGAUGGUAUCUGCAGAAAUUCAGAAUAUCUUAGCAAGCUGGGACAUAGAUUGGUUUCUUAGUAACAUUUUUAGAGUGCACCAUGUCUUUCUUGGGGUUAAGAACUUAGCAAGGCAGGGCUUUUUGUACCAGGAUUUUAUGUACCCGGAGAAUCAUUUUGGCUCCAAAAUGUGCACCUGGAGAAUCAUUUUGGCUCCAAAAUGGGCCAACCAGUGUCCAUCAGUAAUCAAAUAAGAAAAAUGCCCUGUAGGAACUAACCAGGUCAGUCAAUUUCUAGAUCCAGAAUACGCUGUGCCUUUACUUUAAUCAUGCUUUUUCUAUAUAACAGAAAUCAACAAACUGACAGAAACUUAAUUGUUAAAGGUUGUAAUUUCACAAGCCACAUUUGAAAGGAAACCCUUUUAAAUAGAAGAAUUGCAAACCAGAAAAUACUAAGUUCCUAGAAGGGUAAGGAUAAAGAGUUUUGAGUUUACUUUUACUUCUCCGAUAGCAAGAAUUUCCUUAUUUGAACGGAAGAGGUCUAACAGUUGUCUGUUUGGUUUUGUUUUUCCUAAUCAAAAAGUCUUUGGUACAUCAAGGGGGCUCACAGUCAUUCCUGAUUGGCCCCUAGAUACCUUGCACAUCCUGGAGCAACCAGCUCUCAUCACAAAGAUUUCAGUAGGAAUUCCAUGUGGGAAAAUUAGGUAUAUUGUUGAACCAGUUGGAAAGAAACCAUUCUUAAUAAUGACUCUACCUGCAUAUCCUGUUUUGAAGACAAUAGAAAAAUAAAUCAAUAGAAGAGAGGCCAAAUAACAUUAUGCAUUUGCCUUAGGUAUACAGGGUCAUAGAUUCACUAGCUUAAAACAGCUCCCGUUAGAAGCCAAAGGAUGAAUAAAAGCAAUCAGUAUUGCCAUAUGGCUUUCACCUCUCCCUGGGUUUUCUUUUGAAGAGAAACAGAAAAGGGGGAACAUUUUCCAAUAUAACUUUUUUAUAGGUGAAAAUGAUUAAAAUAUGAUAUGCGUGCGCACCGUGCAGGUUUGGCUGUGUGUGAAAUAGAUUACCUCUCUUGUAUUCAUUCCCUCCCAGCACUGGAUGCCACCCUGCCUCCUGCCUUAACCCAAAGGAAUCAAUUCAUGUUUCCUCUUCCUCAUUCCAAACCUCCUAAGUUAUCUUGCCCUUGCAUAGCUGAAAGCUUCAGCUUCUUUGAACUUGUAUUGUGUAUCUUCAAUUCACAAAACAAUGAAUCUUAAUAAUCUCCCCAGUUUCGUAGUUCUGCUGCCUUUAAAAGGUCUUUGGAGGGAGCUUGUGUAAUGGAGGUAGCCUCCUCCGAACUGCCUCGGGUUAUUUUUCUUUUCUGCUUUUCCGCCCUGUAUGUCAAGAGUACAUGUUUACAUAAACCUUGUUUCCCUCAGCCUAAUUUAAAAUAAAGUGGAAAUAAAAAUCAUUAGCUCAAACUUGGGAAAGUUCACAUUAUCUACACCAAAUUUGGAUGACAAGAACGUGCCCUGACAUUCUACUUGUGGAAUGGGGAGUUCACACCGUAUCAGCUCUUGUCCAUCAAACUCAUUUCCUCAUGCCCUCUUUCAGCCUUAAUUAAGUAUGCCUUUUAAAAACCUAUUAUUAUUCCUUCCAGAAUGGUUUCUCAUAAUACAUAAUACACUACUGGUUACAGACCAUCCUCUAGGAACUUGACCACUUUAUAACUGUCACUCUCUUAAUCCUGUUACAUAUUCCAUUCUAUGCAUCACCCCACCGACUCCCUGUCAGCCUUCUAGCACACAUUAAAUAUAGUAAGACAAGUCAUAAUGCAGACUUGUCCAAACUGCCCCUAUAAAAUAUGUAGAACAUCUUUUUCCUCCAAACAGCAUUCCUCUAGAGAACAGAGUCCUCUAAAUCUAUACCAAGCAAUGUGCAGACUAACUUUAAAAAAUUAACAGUAAAUGAGCAGCAUGGUGGAGAGAGGGAAAUUACAGCGGAUGGAAGAUACCCUGGAGUUGGGACUACAUGACCUGGCCUUCAUGUUGCCUCUACCACUGCCCAAAGGUGCGGUUCCUGACAUGCCCGCAGAUGACUUCCAAGUUCUCGCCCAAAUUUCCACCAGUGGGAAACCAAGUUCCCAGCUACAUUUAAAGGGGAAUCUUAGAGAGGUUCAUUUGUGCAGGAAGUUACUAGACAGAUAUAGGAGCACCGUAGCCUCCGCUAACAUAGCCCCAUAAAUUCAGUAAUAUACCUUGUUGUAGAUCUCUGGGAGUAAGUCAUCAGGGUAGACCAUCUGGUGUCAACUGGACCAAAUUCAAUACCUGUUCAAAUUCCUUUAAAAAUACAUCGAAGUUAUAAUACCUAGAAAUUUCAAAAUAAAUUUAUAGGCAAAUGGCAAAAAUAAAUUAUUUUACAAUUUUAGUAAUGGUCUACACUACAGUAUUUCCCUCCAAGAGCACUGGAGAGUCUCAGAUAACAUAAAUCAGUGUGGUCUCUAUUUUUAGAUCUCUGGAAAAUAGAGAUCCUUUAGGCCAUUCCCUGCAACUCAGUCAGGAAAAGCCCUAAAUGCCCCUUCAGGAGUGGAAAAGCCUACGUCUAGGCAGCAUCUGAGCAGAAAUGCUGUGGCAGUGCCCUUCAGUGUUUGUCCUCAGGGCUGGCCCCCAUCACUGUCCGUGUUCUGUAAGCGGAGUAGCAGGUAGGAUUGAGCUCUCAGACAAGGGGCGGCCUCCCAUCUGGUUGCAAAAGAUUCCAGGUCUUUAGAACCUCUGUUAUCUGCUCUUCCUGCCCACUUUCCCAAACCCCCUCCCAUUCCCCACUUAACUAGUUCAAUUCGCCAUGUUUUAGGCAGGGCCAUGACGAAACUGAAAGUUUACUUUAUUGAGAUUAGCGUUUCUAGCUCUUCAUAUUUUUAAAGCAUGCACCCUCCCCAUUCCAGUCUCUGAGCCUGAUCCCCAAUGCGAUUCCUGCACACUGGUGUUCUUAACUUUUCCCCUUUUUCAAAAGAUACCUUCCAACUCUAAAUUUCCAUGAUUCUCCUGAGUGUCUCCUGACCAUUCAGAAUUGUUAGGAGAAUGCCUAAAAAUUCCUCUUUUCUAUUGUAGGCCAGUCGACCAAUGAGAUGGACGUUUUUAUGUAGUUGGCCUAACAUUCUGCCCCUUGACCUCGCACACCGUCUAUAUCCUAUUGUUCCAAACUUCCCAUGUGCAGGUGCGCUCAUCACUCCUCUUCAAGUAGUGAGCUUAGAGUUUUCUUUUUCAGGUUUCUCAUACUCUGUACCUUGAGAUAGGUUCAUAUUUAAUGUCAUUUUUUUAAAAACAGAGGAAGCACUUUAAGUCUUCAAAUUCUCACCAAGUUGAGAUGGAUACUUACUAAGAUGUUUAGCAAUUAGGAUUCAUUCAGGUACAAGUAACAAAGGAUACAGCUAAAAGUAACUUCAGCAAUCAAAAUGAUAGCUCCUAUAGCAAAUAGGGUGGUUACUGGCUUAAUGAUUUCAAUAGCUCCAUGAUGUCACCCAGGACCCAGUUCUUCCAAACUCUGUAUGUUAUCAGCACCCAUUGCGGUUGCAACAUGGCUAUACUCAUGCACUCAUAUCAAGUGGCAGAAACAAGGUAACGUCCUGCCGUAGGUCUCUUUUUAAGAGCCAGGGAAUCUUUCCCCAAAAAACUCUCCCUGCCAUCAUUUUUUGUUCCUUUGGAUAGGGUUGGAUUGCACAACCAUUCCUGAACCAGUCACUGGUAAGAGGAAUGAAAUUAUCAUGAUGGGCUUACAAUAUUGACACAAUGCGUUGCCCAAUGCCUGGGGCAGGGGAAAACAAUGGAAUAUGUUAACAAAAAGAGAGAAGAAUGGUUUUUGGGUAGAUAUCCAAUAGUGACUGUCACACUUUGGUCUAAGGUAUCAGAAAAUACUUUGUUCCACAUAAUUUCAUGAUUCGAUCUUCCCCACAACCCUGUGGUUAUGAUGACGAUACCAAUAUCUGGAAAUAGAGGCUAAGUAGGUUAAAUUAUUUACCCCAGAUCUGAUAACUAGUUAGUGAUAGAAUUAGUAUUUGAUCUGAGUUUGGGUGUUUUGUUUUGUUUUGUGGCUACAAAGGCCAAAACUUUGUCUACUCUAUCACACUCUAUCUAAUCCUUUUUACCUGGAUGAUCCAGGUUUUGGGUGGUUCAAAGAUAAGAGGAGGGUAGGGAGGAAGAAAGAGUACAAUUUCCACCCCCAACAUCUAGAUACUAUGCCCAGUAAACACUUCUGUUCUUUUUUUAUCCUGCUCCUCCUCCCUGCCCACGCCCCCCCCCACCACCAAACACACAAAAGCCUUUCAUUAUUCUCUUGAGGGAAAGUGUAGAAGGAAUAGUUCACAUAACAACUGAAUAGCCUGAGGUGUGCCCCAUUUCUUUUGGGAUAACAUUACUGUUAGGGGACAACGUGCCCCAGUUUCCCUGAGACAGUCCCAGUGUGUAAUUACCAAUUGCACCACAUUUUACUCUCAAAUUUGUCCAUUUAGAUAACAAUGAUAUAGUCACACUAUUUAUAGGUCUUAUAAUCCCCAUACCUUGUGGGUAUGGGAAAUAUUGAUAAAUUAACACCUUGGAGAAAAUACACACCUUGGCUCCCUAUGAAUCACUUAAGUCUGACCUCAGUCUCUCUAUCACUCGGGUUCAUUUUAUCUCUCACUGUUCCUCUGACCCACCCUCAAGCAAACUACUCCUUAGGUUUUUCCUACCCUUCCGCCAAAACCACAGCCACUUCCCAUCCCAAAAUGUUCUCCUUGCUGUGCUUGAAGUUUUACAUUUUAUUUCCAUUGCCCAGAUUUUCCUCUUUCCUAGCCCCUCCCCAGUGGGUGGAUUAUGAAUCAAGCCACCAUCUUCAGAAAAGCCAUCCAUGAGCAACCUUUCCUCAUUCUGUUCACUCUCCUGCUAGCACUCCCUCAAUUCUUAUGGCCACUGAUAAUAAUGGAUGCUGAAUUUGUGUUAUCUUCCAGGAGUUUUGCAAAGAGAUGCUCUCCUUCCCUAAAUAAAGUGUAAGGUCCUUAAGGGUAAAUGCCCCAUUUUCUAAUUCUUCUGUAUUGCCCAAAGCAUCUAUUGUUCUUGUCAUGGUAGAGAGUCUGUAAAUGACCUACACUGGUAAAUGUAGCAACAGAAAAAUACAAUUUCUUAAUAGGAAGUACUUCAGGAUUAUAGGUAACACACCCUCCCCCAAAUUACUUUAGUUCCAUAGAGCCUAUGUGUACAACCUCUAAAUGGAUAAAAAAUGUAGUCAAACUUAUAGUCGACCCAGGUUUGGGUCCAUGCAAAGUGAUCAUGGAGAUUUUCCCCCAUCGCUUAUGACUAAACAAACUGAAUCUUAAUAACAGCAUUCUAGAUUCGACCAGUUCUGGCAGAAUUGAACUUUCCAUGCUGAUUACUACUGCUUUAACUUCAUGGAAACAGGAAAUUGUUCAUUUGAAGUCUCACUUUUCACCCAUUUACCCUCAUUUGCCUUAUUAAAAGCCUUCUGAAUCUAGGUUCUGUGGGGUGUUUACUCUCCCAAGUGGGAUUGCACUGCAUAAUUGGAACACUCCAAUGUGAAUUCCAAGAGAAUACUUCUAGACGGUAUUGCACACCAAAUUUCACUUCUGCCAAGAAAUAAAUAGAAGGUUUAGAACUCUAUAAGAGGGACGGGCAGUUCUUCACUGUCCCUCAAGACUGCGUAAAAUAGAUGUACAGAGAAAUACCUUUUCUGCACCCCUCCUUUCAACUGUUAACUCUCCUGUUCUCCUGUUAUGUAUAUUAUUUACAAAUUUGCAUAAAAGAAAUACAUCAUUUGCAAGCCUUACCUCAGAGUGGCAACCAGCCACCCCAGUUUUACUAGAUAACGUAUUUUUCUACUUGAUAUUCCCCCAAAUACAUUGAAUUGCAGUGUAUCUUUUUCUUUUUUUAAGCUAAUCAACUCACGUUAAUCCAUUUCCUACAUCUUUUUAAAAUACUCACUGGAUAAAGCUUGAAAUAUUUUAUAUUUUGCGACAAUGCUCCCGAGACAUUUUUAGGGAAGCCCCUUGAUUAUUCUAACUCACUGCAGUGUCAUGGAAAGCAGAAUUAUAAAUACAGUGAUAUUUCAUAUUCAGAACAUCCACUACUAAGUAGGGAAUGCUCGUGAUUAGAUAUGCAUAUACUUAUUGACUGCGUUGUUCAACUCCUUAUUUUAGAGAGGGCCAAUAACCCUCUUGGUAAAAACUACCAUGUGGCAUUAUUCCAAAGUCAAGAUUGCAUGAGGUUUUCAGAAAUUCUAAAUGAUAUGUUUACAAGGACUAAAAAUUUUUUGACAUCUUUAAAUAAGCUUUUUAUUUUUGACCACCAGGCAGCAUUUUGUGCCAUUGUGAUGGGAACCUAAUGGCUAAUGUGAAAUAAUGUCAUGUCAUUUAAAAGGUUAAUGGAAAUGUAAAUUGGAAACUUUAACAUUGUGUAAAUACAAAUAAAACUGUUUUUGAGAGAAACACAUCUGGGUUAGGGUGGCUUGCUUGAAAAAUUCGCUUGGCUGUCCAUCAUCUCUGAAUAAUUAUUUCAUUCCCAUGACUUUACCCAAUAAGACUCAACCUGAGGCAAAGAUCUUCUUACAGUGAUUCAGAAGAUUUGGGAAAGCAGGACUCAUCAGGCUAAAGAGUGGGGGAAAUUUCCAUCCUGCCGGCAAUGGAACACCUCUUUGGCACCACCUCACCUAAAACUUGAUUGAAUCCAAAAAUUAGCAAAACUUUCCAAACCAGUUUCCUGCUAUUUUAAUUCACAGCACCCUGUCCUAAAUAGCUGGGGCUUUCAAAAGCAGGUGCUACUUAUACACAAAAAUUCAUACCUUAUGUUGCCUCUCAAAAUCUGUUACGCUUAACUCACCAAUAUGUCUGAAUAUGUUAAAUGUCUUAUCCCUUGUUUUUAAAUCCCCACUCAUCAAUUUGCUGAAUUGUCAAUUUACCCUCCUACCAAACAGGAGUUAGCUAAUUCAUAUCCUGAUUGGUAUUACACAGUUCUUGUAAAUAAAAGAAUCCCUUUGUCCCUCUUUAUUUUUCAGCAGGCAGAACUUCUUUAAUUGCAAAGAAACAUAAAUUACAAUACAUUAAUGUUCUUUUGACAUAAGCAUUUGCUUUCUUACAUAAGCAGGUAAUACUUUUGUAUACCAACCAGACCACUAGAGGAGCUAAAUGGCAAGAAUAAGUAUUUCUGGAAACCAAUAGGAAUUUUAAUGAAAUGGGAAAGGUUUUAAAAAUGCCAAGAAAAGAAAGGUGGACUCUUUACUUUUAUAAUUCCAGUUCCUAUUUUGUAUCAAUAUAUGCUGCAUUUUCUGACUGAAACUGCUGUUCUAAUGAAACUUGAGAUUUUUCUGUAGUUGCUUUUAACAUGUGAAAUCAAACUUUCAUACAGGGUGUUCAACUGUAAUCUUUCUGUUAAGGAUUUGAUUAAAAUAUUCUAACCGUUUCAUUAAUUCCCUUUUUACGUGCUUCAAGUAUGUGACAUUAUGACUUCGCUAUCUCAAAAACAAUCUGUGAACAAAAUCCAUGAAGCCUGUAGACUGUGAUUUCUACACAUCAAAGAAGAACUAGACCUCCCUCUAAGCAAUGAAUCAGCGAAUAAGAAACUGUGCAGUGUCCUCUGAUUCCUGACCCUUUUAGCUUUCGUGGCCUUUUUUCUAUUCUUAUUCAUUGAGUAAUCAUGUAUUCUUGUAAAAUAAAAAGUCAACUUACAUGCAAUCAGGUAUGGACACAAGAAAUGCUUGUGCUCUCAAUUUCAGGACUCACAGAUACUCCAGCAGUCACAGGACUGUGGUUCACUCAGUAUUUUUGUUAAUAGUGUGGCUUUGCUAUAAAAUAACUUGCUGUUUUCUUUGCUCUGGUACUACAGGAUUUUAAAUGUUUCAGCAAAUGACAGAAAGAAAACACAUUUGAAGGCUGGUGUCAAAAACCAUCAGCUAUACUCACAAAAGCCUUUGUGCAGCUUCUGAAAUGUAGUUUAUUGCUGUAAAUAUGUACAAUUUAUGUUAGCUUGCUUAUUCCUAAAACUCAAAUAAAACUUUUUUUUAAUUGAAAAUGCCUACAUAUAAAAAGCUUAGUUUGUACUACGUUCAAAAACAUGCAAGAUUUCAGGCAUAUCUUUUUAUAAUUCUUAAAAAUGUUUAGAAUUCUGAAUCUAUCAUUUCAGAGCCUUUAUUGUAAAAUUUAAUACAAAGCAAAAUCCCUUUAUUUGGAAGAAAUUCUUUGCAGUAUUAUCCAACAACUGGGGAAAAAGUACCAGCACUUUCCCGGGAGCUUAUUUCUGUACCACUUUCAUUUUUGGGGGGAAAAAAAAAUUCUUUAGGAUAACAUGCCUUACAAACAUUUGGACAUAUGGAGUGUUUGUGUAUCAGAAAAAAGAAAUUGUUUCCUUGUAUUCAAAAUGAUGCCUAAAAUGGACUUUAACAGCAUCCAUUUGUGAGGUGCAUUAUGUCAAAUUUCUUUUAAAAUCUCCACUGUAAAUAUGAAUAUUAGAGUUGGGCUAUUUGUCAGUCUUUCCUAAUUGGAAGACCUCCAACCUCCAAACUCAUUGUCUCCCCUCAGAAACAAUAUGUUGACAAUAAAAUAAUGAACAGACUAAAGGUGUGAAGUUCAUAUAUCCAUUAAUGAUGGUUAGCAGAAUAGCUUUUCAAUGAAGAGUCUAAAUUCCAGCCUAAAGAUAACUUUAACAUCCAUCCAGCAAAGUACCUGGGAGUCAGCACUUCAUCAGCAGAGCCUUAGCCUUGCAGAGCUACCAAGGAUUUUAGAGACAUCCUAUAAUGGCUACUAUUUCCAGAAGACUAUGUUAUGCAAUGGACAAAAUAAAUGGCCAUCCAAUUUUUUUAGAAAAAUAACAUAUAUGUGUUACAUGUUUAGGAUUUGCCGUAAGAAUUAUAGAUAAUAUGAAGCUAACACAAGAUAGGUAUUUGUGUAUCUGUGAUAUAAGUAGUAUCAGCCAAGGAUAUGGAGAAAAUGGAACCCCUGUGCACUGCUGGUGGCAAUCUAAAAUGGUGUAGUCACUACAGAAAACUGUAUAGAGGUUCCUCAAAAGAUUAAAAAUAGAACUACUUAUGAUCCAGCAAUCCCACUUCCGGGUAUUUAACCAAAAGAACUGAAAAUAGCAUCUUGAAGAGAUGUCUGCACUCCUAUGUCCACUGCAGCAUUAGUCACAAUGGCUAAGAGGCGGAAACAACCUGAAAGUCCAUUUGUGGAUUAAUGGACAAAGAAAAUGUGGUAUAUACAUAAAAUGGAAUACUAUUCAGCCCCCCCAAAAGGAAGUUCUGUCAUAUGUUAAAACAUGGAUGAACCUUGGGGUGCCUGGGUGGC
Molecule: messenger RNA, 15825 nt
Organism: Zalophus californianus (California sea lion)
Lineage: Eukaryota; Metazoa; Chordata; Mammalia; Carnivora; Otariidae
Gene: GABRB1
Product: gamma-aminobutyric acid type A receptor subunit beta1
Exons: 9
Coding region: 224-1651 (475 amino acids)
Biological process (GO): chemical synaptic transmission; monoatomic ion transmembrane transport; regulation of membrane potential
Cellular component (GO): synapse; GABA-A receptor complex; neuron projection
Molecular function (GO): GABA-A receptor activity; neurotransmitter receptor activity; extracellular ligand-gated monoatomic ion channel activity
Source: RefSeq, a predicted model, not a curated record